AUGAAGUCUGUGUCUUAUAUUUCAUGCGACUUUCUCACUUCACACGGCGUGCCAAUGACGAAGCCGCUCCGUGAUUGGCUGAACCGUGCCUCGUACCUGGCAAAAACCAGGACGACCGAGGCGGAUCGGUGCAAGUAUGAGCGGUGGGCCAUUGGGGUCGUGGAGGAGGCCCUGCGUGAACCGGGCGGAAUCGAAGGGAAGGACUGGGCGCGUGUGUCUCCCGUGAUGCCGACGAAUGCAGUGGACAGAGAACCUACCCUUCUUCGGGACGGCGGUGUUUCGGAGGGAGGAGGAAAUGGCGUCACACAGUCAAGUGUGGACCACCGCGCCCUCGUGGUGGCGGAGUCCAUGCGGCGCGCCCCAGCGGAGCUUCGCGCCUUUUUGGUACAGGCGAUUAAUAUUACAGAUAUGGAGGUGACGGCGGGGAGGAAGCGGUAUGAUGCCGUGACCUUCAUGGAGUUGAUUCAGGCUGCGCAGGAGCUUCAGCGCGUGUACCAAGCACAGAUGGAGGCCCAGCGUCGCGCCACGCCCCCCUCGCCACGGGUGGCGGUGGCGGCUGGCCCCAGCGAGCCUGCGCAACGGAGGUCCGCAUUGCCUGCAAAGGUUCCAAGGACGCAUUCAGAGGGCGAGGAGAGAGGUCUGGAGAAGGAAAGGCCGAGCAAGACGCGGCGCGGGGAGGUUAACCCGCAUCGGCGGGAUACUGGAACGGGUCCCACAUCAUUGGAGUCUGAGCGCACAAGCAACUUCUUUCGAGACUUGGUUUCCUGCAAUGCCGCGUCGCUAGCGCCACGUCCCUUCAUUGGAGAGUCGCAAGAGCUAGAACGAACGUAUUCUAGGUACGAGCCUACCCCGGAAGAUAUUCGUCCACGCAAUGUUCUCGUGAAGGCUCUGGCGUUUGUACUUGCAAAGGCGAAGGAGAAGGAUAGUACGGAGAAUUCGCUCGCCUCAGCAAGAUACUUAAACGAGCAAUUGAAGGGGUUAAGGCAGGACCUUCGUGUGCAGAACAUUGUGGAUGAAUUCGCUGUUGAGGUGUACGAAAGGCACGCUCUCAUUUGUCUAGAAUUGGGAGACAUCGGGGAAUUUAACCAGUGUCAGGCCUCAUUGAAGAAGUUGUAUGAGGGGCUUCCUGACGUCACGGAGACUUCCGUUUCUGACUUCUUUUGCUACCGUCUUGCGUACCUUUCCCUUGGCGGCCAGUAUGAUGCGUUGGCAACGGAGUUGAUAGUUUACACAAACACGGUUGCGAGGAGCGCAAAGGCGUGUAAAUGUGCAUCGCUACGCGUAAAAAAAAGUGAUCUGCGGUGGACGAUAAAGUUGUGUACUGCGUGCGAAGACGGUGACUGUGUGACGAUUUGCCGCGCUAUUAUGGCACUCCCACGCGGCAUGCACUUGCUACUGAAAAUAUAUCUUCAGAAGUGCCGGCUAACGUGGUUGCGAGCGGCACUCAAUUGCAUACGGGGGAUGGUCUCCGCGCACUUCGUCCUGGCCUCACUCGGCUUGACCCCUGUGGAGCGACACAGCGGUGAAUGCGUGCCCGACGCGGAGGGGAAGGGAGCCUACUUUUGGUUAGAUGGAUCCUUUGAGGAAGCCGAGGAUGCACUCAGGCGCUUCUUCGAGAUGAUUAAAUUUGCGCUUCCUCACGGAUUUUCAUUUAAAGAUGAGGUCCAUUGCGACACGACGAAGAAGCGCUCUCGAAGCGGAGAAGACACAGGGAGAAAUGAGGAGGACGCCACCGUGGUUGAUGCCGCGGCCUUGCUCAAGUGUGUCGACGCAUAUAUCGCCUUCCUCAGUACACGGCGUGACGUUGGUCUCGGUAACGCCGAAUAA
Messenger RNA from Trypanosoma conorhini, 1827 nucleotides. RefSeq lists its product as uncharacterized. The coding region runs from base 1 to 1827 and encodes 608 amino acids. The transcript has a single exon. The record is from RefSeq and is a predicted model, not a curated record. Gene Ontology annotation, cellular component: nucleus. Lineage: Eukaryota; Euglenozoa; Kinetoplastea; Trypanosomatida; Trypanosomatidae.